Staurois parvus is the source of this 298-nucleotide messenger RNA. NCBI's taxonomy places the organism in Eukaryota, Metazoa, Chordata, Amphibia, Anura, Ranidae. The record is from the annotation of a GenBank genome assembly.
AUGGGGCCCCUGUGUCCUUGCCCAAACUCAAAAAAGCCUAUGAAAAAGGUACCAGGGGCAUCUCAUGGGGCCCCCUACUCACCCUGGGCCCUCGGGCAGGGGAUCAUGGGGCCCCUCUGUCCUUGCCCAAACUCAAAAAAGCCUAUGAAAAAGGUACCAGGGGCAUCUCAUGGGGCCCUGUACUGACCCCGGGCCCUCAGGCAGUGCCCGAGUUUCCAAAUGGUCAGUCCGCUCCUGCUCACCCCUACCUGGAACUCUGCUCAGUUAAAGCAAACUAAUAAGGACUAUGUGUAAGUAC